Vicugna pacos (alpaca) is the source of this 1110-nucleotide messenger RNA. RefSeq names its product olfactory receptor 2S2-like. NCBI's taxonomy places the organism in Eukaryota, Metazoa, Chordata, Mammalia, Artiodactyla, Camelidae. Gene Ontology annotation, molecular function: G protein-coupled receptor activity; olfactory receptor activity. The record is from RefSeq and is a predicted model, not a curated record. Gene Ontology annotation, cellular component: membrane. Gene Ontology annotation, biological process: G protein-coupled receptor signaling pathway.
AUGUCCCUGUCACUGUCUCUAAUUGUGAUGGGUUGGGAGGAUGUGGUCCCUGGAGCCCCCAGCUGCCUGAUGGCUCCAGAGACAGGCAGGGACAGGACCACAGCAAGACCAGGCCUUUGGGACAAGCCGGAAGCCACACCUACAGGAUAUUACACGGAAAAAGCUAAUCAGACCUCUCCAGUGCUGGGGUUCAUUCUUCUGGGCCUCUCAGCCCACCCGAAGCUGGAGAAAACGUUCUUUGUGCUCAUCCUGCUGAUGUACCUGAUGAUCCUGCUGGGCAACGGGGUCCUCGUCCUGGUGACCGUGUCUGACUUCCGCCUGCACACGCCCAUGUACUUCUUCCUGGGGAACCUCUCCUUCCUCGACAUCUGCUAUACAACCUCCUCGGUGCCUCUGGUCCUGGAUGGCUUCCUCAAUCCCAGGAAAACCAUCUCCUUCUCAGGCUGUGCCGUACAGAUGUUCCUCUCCUUCGCCAUGGCGGGGACAGAGUGUGUGCUUCUGGGCACGAUGGCAUUUGACCGCUACGUGGCCAUCUGCAACCCCCUGAGGUACCCUGUGGUCAUGAGCAAGGCUGCCUACGUGCCCAUGGCUGCUGGCUCCUGGGCUAUUGGUGGUAUUGCUUCUCUGGUACACACAUCCUUGGCAAUUCAGCUGCCCUUCUGUGGGGACAAUGUCAUCAACCACUUCACCUGUGAGAUUCUGGCUGUCCUGAAGUUGGCAUGUGCUGACAUCUCCAUCAAUGUGAUCAGCAUGGGGGUGACCAAUGUGAUCUUCCUGGGGGUCCCUGUGCUGUUCAUCUCUGUCUCCUAUAUAUUCAUCAUUGCUACCAUCCUGAGGAUCCCCUCAGCUGAGGGAGGAAAGGCCUUCUCCACCUGCUCUGCCCACCUCACUGUGGUGAUAAUAUACUAUGGAACCUUGUUUUUCAUGUAUGGGAAACCCAAGUCUAAGGACUCCCUGGGGGCAGACAAAGAGGAUUUUUCAGACAAGCUCAUCUCCCUCUUCUACGGGGUUGUGACCCCCAUACUCAACCCCAUCAUCUACAGCCUCAGGAACAAGGAUGUGAAGGCUGCCCUGAGGUACCUGGUGGCUCAGAAAUACUUCAGUCAGUGA